Lasiodiplodia theobromae is the source of this 1074-nucleotide messenger RNA. RefSeq lists its product as uncharacterized. The record is from RefSeq and is a predicted model, not a curated record. Gene Ontology annotation, molecular function: 2-dehydropantoate 2-reductase activity. Bases 1 to 1074 code for a protein of 357 amino acids. The transcript has 3 exons. Lineage: Eukaryota; Fungi; Ascomycota; Dothideomycetes; Botryosphaeriales; Botryosphaeriaceae. Gene Ontology annotation, cellular component: cytoplasm. Gene Ontology annotation, biological process: pantothenate biosynthetic process.
AUGAGCGCCCGAAAGCCCAUCGAUAUUUUGAUCUUUGGCACCGGUGCUGUGGGGUCCACAAUUGGCUGGAGGCUGGCCCAGAAUGCGAAUGCUAGGCUCUCUGUCGUCUGUCGGUCCAACUACGACGCGGUUAAGCAAAAAGGAAUCCAGUUAACUACCAAGAUGUGGGGCAACGGCACAUUCAUUCCUUACCGUGUCGUCCGGUCACCACGUGAGGCGUCUGAUAUGUCGUUUGACUACGUGGUCUGUGCCAACAAAGUCACUCCGUCCGAUGGUCUCUCGUUCAUCAAGGAACUGGCGCCAGCGGUGUCAGAGAGGACUUCGUUGGUUUCGGCGCAGAACGGCGUGGGCGUUGAGGCACCUUUACGCCAGGCGUUUCGCAACAACACAAUCCUAUCUGCCAUAUGCUAUAUCAGCUGUCUACAACCAGCCCCUGGUAUCAUUCAGCAGGUCUCCAACAUCCGUCCACAUGCCUUCCACGUCGGCAUAUACGACCCGCAGGAGGAUGGAGGCUCCGCUGAGACCAGGCUAAAGAAUUUUGUGGCGCUGGAUGACAGGUUCAAGCAGAUCGGUGACGCGCAAGUAGAGCGGUGGACAAAGCAGAUAUUCAAUGGAGCGUGGAAUCCGAUGGCGGCAAUUUCCGGACUAGAAACGCACCCACUCCUUGAGUCACCAUACCUCCAGACUGUACAGCAGCUGGCGAAGGAGAUGUAUGAGGUUGCGGUGAAGCAGGGCAUCUCACUGGCGAGCGACCUUCCGGCUAAGACGAUAGAGUUUGCGAGGAGCAACCCUUCGCUAGCGCCGUCCAUGUUGCAGGAUGCGCGGAUGAAUAGGCCAAUGGAAAUCGAGUCUUUGUGCGGGAACAUCUGCAGGCAGGCAGACAAGAUCGGUGUCCCGGUGCCAACUAUUAAGCUGGUCUACCACACGCUGCUGGGGAUGAACAGGCAAAUGCUUGAGUCGGCUCAGCCUUUGCCGACGCGGACACUGCCGGGGGUCAGGCGCGAGGGCAGUGUUCCGCAGAGUGUUAGGCGCAGGGACAGCGUUCCAAGAGAACUCGAAGCGGCGGCAUGCUAG